Messenger RNA from Opisthorchis viverrini, 783 nucleotides. RefSeq lists its product as hypothetical. The coding region runs from base 1 to 783 and encodes 260 amino acids. Lineage: Eukaryota; Metazoa; Platyhelminthes; Trematoda; Opisthorchiida; Opisthorchiidae. The transcript is spliced from 6 exons. The record is from RefSeq and is a predicted model, not a curated record.
AUGUCCCCGACAUCAAGGAUACCACGGCAGUGGGCUCUGCCAUCCGGUCUUCGUUUGCCGGCCACACCACUCUCGUUUGAACGGCCGUGUUCCUGUUUUGGCGUAAUUAUUCCGAUUGAGAAAAACGGGCAAGUACAGUCUCCGGGAGAGGAGGAGAUUACAGUUUCACCUCCUGGUUACAAUACACAUUGCGACGCAUCCUAUCGCCAAAAACUUCCAAGAACGCCGGAAUAUUUCCCACUCUCCUGCAGAUGCAAUAUACAGUUCCCGACUGCGGUUACUUAUUCAAGAAAUUUUCGCCCAUUUAGCCGUCAAUCACCUAAUCGUAGCUUCGUGCCAAAGAUCCCGUCCAGCGAAAUAUAUCACAAUAAACCGUUAUCAAAUUCACGGAAUCUACUUCAAGCUGUGGCUUUCAACCGUCGGCAAAGCGCGAUCCAACAACUGCUGCAGGCCGGCGAAGAACACGGUCGGGUCAGAUCCGGGUACCAUCCUGGCCGCCUUGAACUGCCUCAUAGCCUCCUGGCGGUCGACCGGCGUGUCAAAAUCCGCUGCAAGGACUUCCUGCGGGGCGGCCCAGUCCAUCUUCCGAGGGCCUCUUCUGGCCGCACCCACCCUUCACCCGGCCCCCCAGGAGGGUCUUCAGCGCUGCCAACUUACCCCGGUCGGUCUGUAGCCCGGCAGCCUCCGCCAUCUCCUCAAAGUCCUCCAGAAAGGUCCGAACAUCCCCGUCCUCAAAGGGUUGCGGCCACGGGAUCUUCAUCCCUAUCCCGGUCACGGCACUAA